AUGUUGUGCUUGUAGGGUAUCAACCUGAGUGGAGGACAGAAGCAGAGAGUGAGUCUAGCACGAGCAGUGUACAGUGAUGCAGAAAUCUAUCUGAUGGAUGAUCCACUCAGUGCAGUCGAUGCUCAUGUCGGCAAACACAUCUUUGAGAAUGUAAUUGGUCCCCAUGGCCAGCUUAAGAACAAGACUCGCAUCCUGGUGACCCAUGGGGUAGCGUUCCUGCCUCAAGUAGACGUGAUUGUGGUUAUGAAGGGAGGUGAGAUCAUGGAGAGAGGUACCUUCAAAGAACUGUUGGAGAAGAAAGGAGAGUUCUCAGAAUUUCUGAUACAGCACUUGGCAGAAACGGACCAACAUGAGGAGACUCAAGACAUCCAAGAACUUUUAGAUGAAGAAACUACUCAGAGAAUAAGAAAGAUAAGCAAGAGUGAAUCUUUAAGGUCACUCCGAUCCACCAGCCGAAGAAGUUCAGUCAACCUAGAGGUUCAGUCAAGCUUGAGACAGUCUGAAAAAUAUUUGUCAGAUGACAUGGGAAGUACAAACAGUUUGAUCGGUCUUGGAGUUUCAACUCUUCACUUUGUGGAAGAAACUGAAGAACCAAGUUCAGGACAGGUAGUAGAGAUGAGUGUUUUGAAGAACGGAGAAAUCGUGGACUCUGGUGUCGCUGUGGCCGACCAGAAUGACGUAGAGUCUGAAACGGAAGAAUUACUCCAUAAACGUCUUAGCAAGGUCAGAUCAUCGAAAUCUGCAUCAGACAGAAAUAUUGCAAGUCAACCAGAGAGAAAACCAAUAAGCAAACUAAUCCAAGUUGAGGCUGCUGAAACUGGAAAG
Messenger RNA from Homalodisca vitripennis (glassy-winged sharpshooter), 825 nucleotides. RefSeq names its product multidrug resistance-associated protein 1-like. The transcript has 7 exons. The annotation marks the transcript as partial. Gene Ontology annotation, cellular component: membrane. Gene Ontology annotation, biological process: transmembrane transport. NCBI's taxonomy places the organism in Eukaryota, Metazoa, Arthropoda, Insecta, Hemiptera, Cicadellidae. The record is from RefSeq and is a predicted model, not a curated record. Gene Ontology annotation, molecular function: ATPase-coupled transmembrane transporter activity.